Messenger RNA from Penicillium cataractarum, 666 nucleotides. RefSeq names its product CSN8/PSMD8/EIF3K family protein. Gene Ontology annotation, biological process: protein deneddylation; COP9 signalosome assembly. The transcript has 3 exons. The coding region runs from base 1 to 666 and encodes 221 amino acids. Lineage: Eukaryota; Fungi; Ascomycota; Eurotiomycetes; Eurotiales; Aspergillaceae. Gene Ontology annotation, cellular component: COP9 signalosome. The record is from RefSeq and is a predicted model, not a curated record.
AUGGAGCUGCCUCCACUCUCCCUGGAGCAGCUGUCGAAGCUGGCUGCGUCCAAUACUCCCUCGUCACAGCUCUUUGAGAUCUUGUCGCAAUACGAAACGGAUGCAUCUAUCAUGUCUGCUGGUUCAGGGAGUGCAGAAACUGGAGCCGGCGAUCCUCAGUUACUGAGCUUAUUCUACUCGAGCUUCUUCUUCGCCCAUCUUCUCACCAAGCAACUACCGGAAGCUCGAGCUCUGACAAAACGAAUGCCCGAAGCCCUGCGACACCAAGAUCCAUCUUUACAGAACUGCCUGACUUUGCUUCAAGCACUUUGGCAGACCCAGCAUGCCCAGGUUUACCAGAUUCUCCGAGGGCUGCCAUGGCCAGAAAGCCUGCAACCACUAGUUCGAAGAUAUGAGAACUUCUUCCAAGACGAUACACUGAUCGCGAUCAGCACAACCUACGAAGCGAUAAGGCCUGAAACCGCUGCAAACUACCUUGGCCUUGACCCGCAAGCCGCAGAACAAGGAGACUCGGCUAUCAUCGAAAAGUUCACAAGUUGCGGAUGGACCUGGGACCCGGCGGCUCGGCUACUGCGCCCCUCUCCGAUUGUCGUGCAGCCCACCGACCAGACCUCCUCGAACGGGAUUCGGGAGACAAUGGCAAUGCUGGGUAAUCGCGGAAGGUGA